This is a messenger RNA of Brassica napus (rape), 2107 nucleotides long. Its product is annotated as delta-9 desaturase-like 5 protein. NCBI's taxonomy places the organism in Eukaryota, Viridiplantae, Streptophyta, Magnoliopsida, Brassicales, Brassicaceae. Gene Ontology annotation, biological process: lipid metabolic process. Gene Ontology annotation, cellular component: endoplasmic reticulum membrane. Gene Ontology annotation, molecular function: oxidoreductase activity, acting on paired donors, with oxidation of a pair of donors resulting in the reduction of molecular oxygen to two molecules of water. The record is from RefSeq and is a predicted model, not a curated record. The coding region runs from base 1056 to 1955 and encodes 299 amino acids. The transcript has 5 exons.
UCUUGGGAGAUAUAUAUUAGUAGUAUCAAGUAUGUAUCACAUACCCCUUAAUUUUGUAUUACCACCAAUAGCAUACACCAGUUUAAGAAAAUAAAGAAAAUUAGGCAGAAGUUAUGGGUCUUAGCCCAAUAAAGCCAAUACAAGAGAAUACAAUCUGAACCAAAUUAAAGUAGUGAAGAGGCAGAAGUUAUGGGUCUUAUCCCACAAAUCUGUCAAAGCUCAGAUUUGGGAUACUUGUUAGUCAAGAGAGGUUAAAUUACGUUCAGUUUGUUUUUUAGAUUAUAAAUAUGCUUAGCGUUCAACCACAUUUUUGGGUGCUAAUCAUAUUCUGGUGACAUGGAUUUGUAUUUCUUCCAUUAACUCUGCGAUUGUUACUUUUGAAAAUAAAUUGAUAUAUGUGUAAUGAUAUCGUUACUGUAACCUCUAAUAGAUAUAUCUUUCAAAAAAUGCUAGCUUUGUUUAUAUUUUUUAAUAGAUACCAAACAAUCACAAGUGCUUACUACUGCAUGAAAUGGAUAGGCAUGACAAUGACAUCGUAAUUUUUUUAACAGUGUAAAUUUUAAUGUUUGGACUAACUAACAAAAAAAAGGACUAACUAACCAGAUUUUAAGUAGCGUUUGCUACGUUGCGUAUUUAAAUGAUCUAAAUAUAUAAAGAAAAUUGGUCUAAGAAAUGGCUUUCGGCCGUUAGGGCUUUAUUAGUUAAUUCCCCAUUUGGAGAGAACCCAAUUUAAGUGUUGGCUGGUAAGUAGAAAUGCCGUAAUUUACUCAAGUACGGACCAAUUAAUGAUCUUUUCUAUUUAAUAAUGGUAAAUUAUUAAGGUAUAGGCUAUUAAAAACCUUGUUGAGGUGUUGGAAUGGGUGAAAACAUGUGAUGCUACCAUGAUAGUAAAGAUUAAAUUUAAAAAUGUAGUUAGAGAGCAUUUAAGAAGAGUCAUUUAACAAGGUGGACGUAACGCAACAACAUUAGCCCAUAUAUACCCUCAAUCUUGUUUAUGUUCAUACAACUUCAUAAGUUACAACUAAAACAAGUGCAACUCCUCUAGGGUUUUUGUUAUGUGUAAUCCCAUUAGAGACGAUGGCUCUAGCCAAAGCGACAUGGUGCGUAAAGAGAAAAAACCAUAUUUUCAGAGAUAUUGGACGUCGGCUGAUAUAGCAAGAGCGUUAACCGUCACGACUGUGCACUUUUGGUGUCUCCUGGCGCCAUUUAACUACAAAUGGGAAGCAUUACGGUUCGGUCUGAUUCUCGCCGCAGUGACUAACCUGCUCAUCACAUUCUCGUACCAUAGGAACUUGUCUCAUGGGAGCUUUAAGCUCCCGAAAUGGCUUGAAUAUCCUUUUGCUUACGCUGCUGUUUUCGCUCUUCAGGGUGAUCCACUAGAUUGGGUGAGCAUACAUAGGUUCCACCACCAGUUCAGUGAUACGGACCGCGACCCACAUAGCCCUAAGGAAGGACUUUUGUUCAGCCAUAUCAUGUGGAUAUUUGACACCCUUUAUAUAAAAGAUAAGUGUGGUGGACGUAACAACGUGAUGGACUUGAAGAAGCAAUGGUUCUAUAGGUUUCUACGAAAGACAAUUGGUCUCCAAGUCUUAAUGUAUUGGACCGUCCUCUAUCUCUACGGUGGUUUACCUUACCUUACAUGCGGAGGGGGUGUUGGAGGUGUACUAGGGUACCACGUGACAUGGCUCGUAGCCUCGGUAGGCCAUACUUGGGGUUCGAGGCCGUGGAAGACUAACGACACAUCUCAUAACGUUUGGUGGCUAAGCUUAGUUACGAUGGGAGAUAGUUGGCACAACAAUCACCACGCGUUUGAGUGGUCGGCGAGGCAAGGACUGGAGUGGUGGCAGAUAGAUAUCACUUGGUACCUCAUUCGACUAUUUGAGGUUCUCGGAUUAGCCACAGAUGUGAAAUUGCCUUCGGAAUCUCAAAAACAGAAGUUGGCUCUCGCUCGUUGAUGUUUUAUUUUAAUUAAUCAUAAUCUUAUAAGAUUUGAAUUAUCGCAUGAGGCAGUAGUCAGAACUUAUUAUAAGUGAUCUAGUUUCUAAGUUCUAUAGUAACAACGACUAGAGAGAAUUAAAAUAAGUUCAAGAUUAUGGUUAUUUGUUUC